Molecule: messenger RNA, 3326 nt
Organism: Verruconis gallopava
Lineage: Eukaryota; Fungi; Ascomycota; Dothideomycetes; Venturiales; Sympoventuriaceae
Exons: 3
Coding region: 361-3096 (911 amino acids)
Biological process (GO): chromatin remodeling
Cellular component (GO): RSC-type complex
Molecular function (GO): protein binding; chromatin binding
Source: RefSeq, a predicted model, not a curated record
CCGACGUUCACCUCGUGUGCGACAAGUGCGACUGCUUCUCCACCCAACGUUCCUUCCGCAUCGGGUCCAUCUCGAGUCUCUCCUUACGCUUUCCUCCGCCGCCUUCUCCCACAUUGUGCCGCUACGCUUGCGGCUGCGACGACAUCGAGGCGGAGACGUACCCACGUUUGCGGCAUUUCGCGCUGCUGGCCAAGACCGUACUUGCGACAACCACGUCGGCAUCCAUCGAAUGUACUCUCGAUCCGUCGCGUCGUAAGCCACUCGUUUUCUGACCGAGGACGGAGUUCUUUGACUGUACAUGUGUCGCUUGUGUGCUGCGACAUAUCCUCUCCACAUCUCCACCUUAUAGUAGCAACGACUAUGGCCGAGCAUCGUGAAAGCGAGACGCCCAUUCCCACAACCGAAAAUGGCCAGCCGGACGGCGUGCAGAGCUCAAUCACCGACGAUCAGUAUAGCGCCAUGCUGGACCUGCUCAACAACAUCUAUGACUACCGCCAGCCCGACGGCCACGACCCAUCGAAGCUAUUCCACCGCAAGGUCAACAAGCGCAUGGUUCCAGACUACUACGAUGUCAUCAAAGAGCCCAUGGCUAUGAGCACCAUCAAGUCGAAGCUCAACCAACGCGAGUACAAGGACGUCCAGGAGUUCGUGCGCGAUUGGGCCCUCAUAUCGCACAACGCGCAGGUCUACAAUGUGCCAAAGUCCGGAGCGUAUCAGGAUGCUCUGGUGAUCAAGGAUCUUGUUCAGAAGGAGUUGGCAAAGAUGGUAGAGAGCAAGCUUAUCACAGAAGAGGAGGCAAAGAUGCCAUUCUUGGGCGAGAUCCCUGCCCAAGAAGACUAUCCGAUGGAUGAUGCUGAAGAUGAUGAUGCAGAGGGCGAUGGCUCCGAAGCCGAAGACGAAGAGGAUGACGAGGACGACGAGAUCGACGACUCAGACGAAGAAAGCGGUAAACGACGAAAGCGGCGAGGUCCACGCUCAACUGCGGCAAUUUCCAAGCGCGAGAAGAGCAAGUACAAGGACGACGACGAUGAUCCAGAGGCACGAAAGAAGCGUGGCCGCCCUCCACGAGUGGAUACACCUAUGGAGGCUCGUAUAAAGGAAAUUCUCAAGUCAAUGCGAAAAUUCAAGAAUUCAAAUAACGCGUUGAUGGUCUACCACUUCGAACGCCUUCCAGACAAGGCAACCAUGCCCGAAUACUACGCUGAAGUUAAAAAUCCGAUCGCUUUGGACGUCAUCAAGAAAAAGCUUAAGCGCAAGAAGUACAACGGUAUUGAGCCAUUCAUGAAAGACAUCGAGCUCAUGUUCGAGAAUGCAAAAUCGUACAAUGAGGACGAAAGUCAAGUGUAUCAGGAUGCAGUGUUCCUUCAGAAGGAGACGAGAAAGAUAGCAGAGGAAGUGAAGAAGAAGCCAGACUCAGAAUUUGUCAUGGAAGACGGCAGAAUCCCUAUGCCCGAUGGUAUCUUACACAACGGCGAGUUGUGGAAAGUCGGUGACUGGGUACACAUUCAGAAUGCGAACGACCUCACUAAACCUAUUGUUGCGCAAAUCUACCGUACCUGGCAAGACACUGACGGCAACAAGUGGGUGAAUGCAUGCUGGUACUAUCGCCCCGAGCAGACGGUUCAUCGCUACGAUCGACACUUUUACGAGAAUGAAGUUGUAAAAACGGGACAGUACCGCGAUCAUCCUAUCGAAGAAGUCGUCGACCGCUGUUUCGUCAUGUUCUUCACGCGCUACAACAAGGGCAGACCACGAAACUUUCCCGCGGACAAAGAGAUAUACGUCUGUGAGGCGCGUUACAAUGAAGAGAAGCACAAGCUCAAUAAAAUCAAGACGUGGGCGAGCUGUUUGCCCGACGAAGUUCGAGAUAAGGACUAUGAGAUGGACCUGUUCGACGCGCCGAAGAAGAUGAAGAAGGUGCCCAGUCCAAUCAAAUACUUGUUCAAGGAGGGCGAGCAAAAGGAGACUGAUGAGAUGCCGAAACCAGUCUGGGGAGCGCCAAACGCGCCGCCAAAGAUUGGCGCCGUCCACUGUCGGCCAAGAGAUCCUAAGGAUUCACCACCCCCAGAACCAACUCCAAGUCCUCCUCCUGCGCCUCCACCAGCUCCUGCACGCUCUACAUCUGUUCUUGCUGCACAUUCAGGCGCAAACGGUUUUUCAGCAGAUUCGCAUCGGCCGCCAGAUAUUCAAGUGCCCGGACCGUCUACUGCUACUCCAACUCCGUCUCACCAUCCGCACCAAACACCGUCCACGUCAUACGCAACGUCGCAUUACCAACAAGCGAUGCCAUCUCCAGCGCCCAUGCUCCAGCCAAUGCCACCUUCGGCCUCACAAUAUCGGCCAGCGCAACCGCCACUCACUCCAUCAUCUUCAUCAUACCAUGUGCAAUCUCCAGCUUCGUUGGCUCAGCAGACUUCACAAGCAACUCAGCUCCAGUACCAGAAUACAUUUGCUGGUGGGCCAAGCGGACCGACUGGCUACCGACCUCCGCAGGUGAACGCUCCGCAGCCGACGAUGACGCAACAGCAGCGAUACGAAGCAAAGCCUGAUCCAGAAGUUUACUAUCUUCCAGAUCACGCGAAUAACUCUAUUCCUGAUGACAUUCGUAGACAAUUUCAAUGCGAUGCUUACGGCCGCGUCCUUUUCUUCACGGCACCACCGGUAGAGACGCAGCACAAAGGUCCAAAACUAGGUCACACAGCGAAAUAUCUCGCGUACAAAGCUGAACGACAAGCAAUGGUUCAGGAGAAAAAACGCCAGCGUUUUGCUAUGGAUUUUCCUAGAGAGACCCAGGCAAACAAGCGCGCGAAAAGCGAGGACUUGGAGAAGUUGAUGGUGGCCGCAAACCUAGAAGCGAUAGAGAAAAUUAAUGAAAUGCUGGCUGAGGCAACUGUUGGAGAAUACCAGGCUACUUUCAGGCAGAAGUGGCAGGAAGCUAUGAACAGAGAUUUGAAAGCCCUCGAGGCUGGACAAGAUAGAGUAGCAAAGUUGAGGCAGGCAAAAGCAGAACGUGAUGCCGAGCUUGAGAAGCAUGGAAAACUGGAACUGAAGAUUAAAGGAUUGACGGGGUCUUUGGAAUAUGCUGUCAGGACUUGAGGUGUUUGCGAGGACGAUGUCGAUGCUUUCUUUAGAAAAGGUGGGAAAAUCUCGUCCCCGACGUCGAAUGGGACCAGUAGGCGACGAAAGUGAAUCUCAGUGUGUUGCAGCUCGGACAAGGAAUGAAAAUCCUUCAUUCUAAACCUCAGGCUUUUAAGCCAAUCAUUCUACGAUAGUUGAUAAUCAAAGAAUACCUCAUAGGUACAAAUGGAGAGAAUUUAUUCAAGCGA